GAGCCGGAGCCAGAGCGCGGGCAGCGCGGAGCGGGCGGCGGGAAGGUAGCGGUGUCCGGCGACCCGCCGCCCGGCUCAGUCCCCGAAAGACCCUGGCAUCGGACGCCCGCUGAGGCCAGGGGGAACCGGGGACUGCGCAAGCGAGCAUCCGCCGCCCGACUCCACCGUGAGCAGUCCGAGGUGAGCCCCGGAGGAGGGCGCGCCCACCGGAGGAGGUCCAGCCCCGCGCACUCCACACCGAGCUCACUUGUGUCCGGAGCCGCGGACGUAGCAGGAGGCGUCGGCCCGGAGCCAGCGCGGACAACGAGGCGAUCUGUCCCGGAGGGCGCGGGGGAGCCGGGCAGAGCGGCCGCGCGCCGAGCCAUGAGCGGGGCGCAAUAGCAGAAGGCGCGGGCUGCAUGGAGCGCGCUGGAACGCGGGGACAGCGCGGUGGCCGGCGCCUGCAUGGGCUCCCGCUCGCAUUCCGGCUGGCGCUGCUGCUGGCUGGGUCGCCGUCGGGUCGCGCUGGGGCUCCCGAGACGCAGGAGCCCGCAGCGUCCGGCACCGUGGCUCCGGAGGGAGGCGACCGCUGCCGGGGCUACUACGACGUGAUGGGCCAGUGGGACCCGCCCUUCAACUGCAGCUCGGGUGUCUACAGUUUCUGCUGCGGCACGUGCGGCUACCGCUUCUGCUGCCACGACGGCCCGCGCCGCCUGGAUCAGAGCCGCUGUUCUAACUACGACACGCCAGCCUGGGUGCAGACUGGCCGGCCGCCCGCCCGUGCCCGUGACACUGCCGCCCCGCGCGAUCCGGCCCGCGAGCGCAGCCACACUGCGGUCUACGCGGUGUGCGGUGUCGCCGCGCUACUCGUGCUGGUUGGCAUCGGGGCACGCCUGGGCCUGGAGAGAGCGCACAGCCCGCGCGCUCGGCGCACGGUGACCAGGACACUGACAGAACUUCUCAAACAGCCAAGCCCCCAGGAACCACUGCCUCCACCUCUGGGCCCACCCCUGGGUAACUGUGUCCAGGUCCAAAUGGGUGAUGGUAUUCUUCGGGGUUCCCCCCACAACAGCACAGACAAGAAACGCCUCAAUAAUGCGCCUCUGGGAUCUACCACCCCGGGACCUCCGCGCGGCCCCCGGCUGCAGGGUGGUGGCAGCCUGACGUUGCAGCCCGAUUACACCAAGUUCGCUACUCUCAAAGCAGCAGCCCUGAAGGCCACAGAGGCUGCACCCCAGGACUUCUAUCAACGUUUUCCCUCUACCGAGCCGGCCCCACGAACCCUCCCAGCGCGGGGCCCGCGUAACCCGGAGGACUUGCCUGCGCUGCUCGAAGCCUGUCCCUGGGCCCCUCCAGGCUACGUACCUCCCACCGGCCCUGUCGCAUCGGUCCCCUAUGCAGCCUGGACCGCGGGCCGCCCCACGAGGCCGGUCCCCCGUGGCCACUUGGUGGCUCACGUCUCCCCUGCACCCCGGCGGCCCAGUCACGUGCCACGGCGUCAGUUCAGCGUGGAGAAAUUGCCCGAGGCCUUCAGCACACAGCCUACCACCUUUUACAGCAGCGCCGGCAGAGGGCCCCGGCACCUAAGCACCAACAGCAAAGCUGAAGUCACUGUCUGAAAUGGAACCACUGGAGCCUUCUGUGGGGUCUGGGGCCCCAGGUCGUGGAGUGGCAGUGCUGGCUUCGAUCCACACGGGACUAGGGACAUUUGGAGCCUGUGGCUAAGGGGCCAAAAGGGUAGGGCCAUGUGUUCUGUCCUUGGGAAUGCAGGGCUAUCCUUACCUGUGUAAAUAAACCCUCUAAUGUGGUUCCUAUCUCAAGGGGAUCGUCAGUCAUUGACCAUACAUGACAGCAGUGCAGGUCCGAGAAAAGUGGCCAGAGAGGACGGCUGGGUUAAUGCCAAACAUUGCUCAGAGCAGAACAAGCCAUAGAGAGCGGUUAGGCCUGUGUCUUAAGAUCUGGGUUCAGGGGAGAGGGUCCAUGUGCUCUUCUAGAGGCUAGCCCCUCCCCUCCCCACAGCUGAUCUCUCACUCAAGUUUCAGUUAGCUCAGCCUCGCUGAUCCUCAUGGACAUAGCCUGGCCCUGGGCCGGCUCCUAGCUUGCAGGCUGCUUGACCAGAUUGGCCCAGGGCCACCCCCCUAAUGGGUGCAGGCCACAUGGACAUCUGGUGCUCAGGAUAGAGGAGCCUAGCCUCCUCCCAGGAGCUGCUCUGGGGUUAGGGGGAUGGAGAUGUUGGAAUGGGAGCCUAGCAAUGCCCCUCCCUUGGGGUUGCUCCCACUGCACAGGGUUGGCACUGCUAGCUCUCUUUCCCCCUUCCUGCCAGAAGCUCCCAGUACUGGCUGAAGCCCAGCGUACUGUCAUUGCCUCUUUGCACCUUCCCCAAUUCCUCAGUUCCAGGUUCUGCUAUGUGUGGGGAUACCCUAGCUACAGUCCUUCCUGUGUUCCAAAGGGUGGCACACUGCUAUCAUUUGUUGCCAUCUCUAAUCCUAAGAGAUCUACGGGCUGUCUACAGAUAAGGU
Messenger RNA from Chionomys nivalis (European snow vole), 2498 nucleotides. It is a transcript of the gene Shisa8, whose product is annotated as shisa family member 8. The transcript is spliced from 4 exons. NCBI's taxonomy places the organism in Eukaryota, Metazoa, Chordata, Mammalia, Rodentia, Cricetidae. Gene Ontology annotation, cellular component: postsynaptic membrane; postsynaptic density; dendritic spine membrane. The record is from RefSeq and is a predicted model, not a curated record. Bases 399 to 1598 code for a protein of 399 amino acids. Gene Ontology annotation, biological process: regulation of short-term neuronal synaptic plasticity; regulation of AMPA receptor activity.